Molecule: messenger RNA, 12916 nt
Organism: Mercenaria mercenaria
Lineage: Eukaryota; Metazoa; Mollusca; Bivalvia; Venerida; Veneridae
Product: hippocampus abundant transcript 1 protein-like
Exons: 14
Coding region: 102-1646 (514 amino acids)
Biological process (GO): transmembrane transport
Cellular component (GO): membrane
Molecular function (GO): transmembrane transporter activity
Source: RefSeq, a predicted model, not a curated record
AGAAAUACGAAUCUACCGUCUGGAAAUCGGUCAAUCCCAUCAAUGUUGACAAAAAAUGAAAUUUUCUUGAAAAAUUACAGACGUUUGGACAGAAACGGAUAAUGAUCGGGAGAAAGAAGAAAAGGAUUGUCGGGAAAAUUAUUUGGGGCCCUAGAAAAAGCCACGAAAACGGCAUUUUUCUUCAUUGCGUAGAAAUUAUUGAGGAAAAAGUUACUAUGUAUUUGAAUUCUGGUGUAAGCCAGCCCAGUGUUUACCAUGCCCUGAUUGUAAUCUUCCUUGAAUUCUUCGCAUGGGGCCUCCUUACCAACCCCAUGAUCAUGGUGCUGAAUGAUACAUUUCCUAACCAUACAUUUCUGAUGAAUGGUCUGAUUCAGGGGGUCAAGGGAAUUCUGUCAUUUCUGAGUGCUCCAUUGAUUGGUGCUCUAUCUGAUGUAUGGGGACGGAAACCAUUUCUACUCCUCACUGUUUCCUUCACAUGUGCACCUAUACCACUCAUGAAACUGAGUCCCAUGUGGUAUUUCACCAUGAUCUCAAUGUCUGGUAUAUUUGCUGUAACAUUUAGUGUAGUGUUUGCCUAUGUUGCCGAUAUCACAACGGAAGAUGACAGGAGUCAGGCUUAUGGACUGGUGUCUGCAACAUUUGCUGCAAGUUUAGUGACAAGUCCUGCAAUAGGGGCGUACCUAGGACAUGUAUAUAGUGACAAUUUUGUUGUUUGGUUAGCUACUGCAAUAGCGUUAUUAGAUAUAUUAUUUAUACUAGUGUUUAUACCUGAAUCUUUGCCGGAGAAAGUACGACCUGCCACAUGGGGAUCACCAAUCUCCUGGGAAAAAGUUGAUCCUUUUUCUGCAUUACGGAAGAUGGGAUCAGACUACCUUAUAUUGUUAUUGUGUAUUACUGUCUUUCUGUCUUACCUGCCGGAGGCUGGGGAAUACUCGUGUUUCUUUGUAUACCUUAAAUUAAUAAUGGGCUUUACAACAGAAGAAGUAGCUGUAUUUAUAGCAGUUGUAGGAGUCCUGUCAGUUAUAGCACAAACUAUAAUAUUAGCAUUAUUGAUGAAGUAUUUAGGCCAUAAACAAGCAAUUGUAUUUGGAUUAUUGUUUGAAUCAAUACAGCUGGCAUGCUAUGGAUUUGGUUCUGAAGACUGGAUCAUGUGGUUUGCUGGUACUAUAGCUGCUAUGUCAAGUAUAACCUAUCCAGCUAUAAGUGCGUUUGUGUCUGCACACGCUGAAGCCGAUCAGCAAGGUGUGGCACAAGGUGUAGUGACAGGAAUUAGAGGACUUUGUAAUGGGCUGGGCCCAGCCCUAUUUGGGUUUAUAUUUUACCUCUUCCAUGUAGAUCUAAAUGAAACAACAGAUGUAGAUCACACACACAAACCUCCAAAUAUAGGUCAAAGAAUCAAUCAAACAGCGUUAAGACCAGCAGGGACUUCCAAAGAUUCUAUAAUCCCUGGUCCACCAUUUGCAUUUGGUACAGUUUUAGUCAUUAUAGCCAUGCUGGUAGCAAUUAAUAUACCAGAUAAUCCACAUGCGAAGAAACCAUCGUCAAAAUCAGCUUUACAGUUGCAUCAAUCAAUGGUAGAGCAAGGUUUAAAAAAGAAUGAAGAUGCAGCAGAACCUUUAAUGUCAAACAUUGAACAGGAGUUAUAACAGGAACUGUAACAGGAGUUAUAACAGGAACUGUAACAGGAACUAUAACAGAAAUGUUAAAAACAGAUAUGCAGAAAAGUUAAGAUUGUGUUUACAUAUGUAGAGAUCUACAGAUUAUUAAUCAGACUGUUGUAAGUUACUGUGGAAAGUGAAUGUUGUAGAAUAGAAGAUAAUGGAACUCGCCCUAGCCAGACAUGGCUCCAAGGAUUUGAAACCAAGUUUGGAAACCAGUCUCAGAAUGUAACAUUGUCAUUGGUCAGUGUUCAUGUUGUACACAGAAACAACAAACCAAAUGUUGGAAUGUAAGACUGGUCUCCAAAACCUGUUUUAUAAUCUAGGAUCAUGGUCCGCAGGAAUGAUGUUUAUGAUUAACGUGUGCAUAAGAUAAAAUGAUGAGCCCAUUUUGUGACUUGGUGGAAAAAUCGUCUGGUUAAAGUCUAGUCUAGCUUAACAACUGAAGCCUAGCUCUGGGUCUGGUCAUUAUAGACAUAUGAUUUCAAGUCAUAAUUUGCUAGAUUUUGAGUGCAGAUAUAGACAUUGUUGAAGAUUUAUAUUGUUUGUUGAAUACUGAAACCUCAAAGCCUAGUCUGUUGUAAAGUGUGAUAAUUUUUACCUUAGUUGCUCAUAGUGUUGCAUUAUGUGAGAGCAGAAUUAACUGUGUUUUUAACUAGCAGGUCUGUAAGCAUUACUUACCCCGAUUUUUACCAAAGCUUGCGUGCUCAUUGUAUAUUAACUUUUGGCUGCCACUGAUAUUACAUAACAUUUAGUGAAACAUUUUUCUAUUAGUUAAUUUUUAGUUCCCUUUCAGCAACCUGUAUUUAGACUUAAAUGACCAGUUUUGCACUUUCCAUUGAAUUUUGUUAAGGAUGAAAUUCAAGUGCAUUAUGAAAUUUACAUUACUGUGUAUAGUUAUUAAUAACAUAUUGAAAUGAUUAAAGUAUUGCUCUCAGGCAUCAGAGACAAAGAUGAGCACAAAAACUAUUGAUAAUAAAUCAAGUCAAAGGCUAGGUUACCAUCAACUGUUAGUAUCAGUGUGUUGUGUGAAUGUUUAAACUUAUAAGCUUCAAUUUUUUUGAAAUCCAAAUCUAAAUGUUCAUGUAAUUAGCCUUGUUACUCUUUUAUAGUGUUCAAUUUACAGUAUAAUAAUGUCAAUGUAGAGCAUGCUUUGGUGAGAAAAUGAAAUGGAAUUUUGUGAAAAAUGAUUAUUUACUUAGCAACAUUGAAAAUGAAUAUUUAUAAAGAUAUUUAGGUAAAAUUUAAGUGCAGAAACAUUAUUUCAAGAUUAUUAAACCCUAUUUACAUUAUGUUGCCAGAGAAAUAUAUCUCUUGAUUGUUAAAGGGUAAAAUGUUGAGUAAAACAGUAACCAAGUACUUGAAGUAUAUAUUAGAGGUUUUAGAUUAUUUCAUGUUUUGACAGUAUCACCUGCUUAUUUCUAAGUUACUUAAGAUUUACUGUUUAGUGCAAUCAUAUAUAGAUGUUUCUUUAUGUUUUAACUUUGUUUUCUAAAUGUAUAGUUAUUUCAGCAUUGACAGUAUAUUUCAGUGUUUCAGUAAUACUCUUAUUAAGAAAAAAGUAAAGUGAUUUUGGCCCUUGUACUAGUAGUUUUGAAAUCCUCUAAACCUAUUUUGUUGCUAUUUAUUAGGUUACCAGAGCACAAAGUGCUUGAGGUCAGCAUUUGUGAUCACUCGCCAUCCAUUGUAUGUCCAGCCUUCCAUCUUGUCAUAUGUCAGUUGUCCAUCUGUCAUCAGUUUCUUCAAAUCACAUCUACAUAGAAAACAUUGUUAAGAAUUUGAUGAAACUUAGCCUGGAUGUUCCUUGGGUGGUCUUCAUCCAAAAUUAUUCAAGUUAAAGAAAAAAAAAAUCUUUAGACGACAUCUCCUUAAAACUACUGGUGUGUUUGUUGUUACCCUCUUAUAGGAUUGUUCGAAUUAUUCCAAUUUGUCAAAAAAAAAAACAUGGCUUCUAGGGGGAACUGUCUCUUUUCCCUGUAUGUAUUUAGAAACAGCUUUACAAAUCCACUUUUCAGACAUUUUAGACCCAAUUUCAUAAUAAUUGCAUACAAGUGCUCCAAAGAUGACCCUCUUUAAACACCUUGAAAAUUAGAAAGUGAUGGCCCAGUUUAGAAUAAUUCAUUUGUAGUGGUGAAAUUAUUCAGAUUCAUGAAAAUUAGGUUACCAGAGCAAAAAUUAGAAACAAAUUAAGACGUCAUCGAAACUAUAAGUCCAGUUUAGAAUUAUUUUACAUGAAUAUUCCUUUGGGGAACCACUUCCAAAAGUAUUCAAUUUUUCCAAUUGCUGCUUGGGAGCAUGAUAAAUUUCUCUUUAUGUACAUAGUGAAAAAUAUUCUUAUCAGAAACUGCUUCCCCAAAUUUGAAAAAAAAAAAAUAAAUCACAGGAAUAUUUUUAUGUAACCAUUUUGAUUUGUCUAAAAAUAUGGCUGCCAGGAGUUUUAGUUUUCUAUAUUUGACUUCAUUGAAAACUUAGAAAAACUUCUCAUUUGAAUCUGCAGGCCAGUUUUCAAAGUUACUUGGUAUAAAUAUGUCUUGUUAAACUAGUUUUAGGUGUGAAACUGUGGUGAGUGAUAUAGGACCAUCAUGGCCCUCUUGUUUUUAUAUACUUAGUCAGUCAGUAUAUAGUCAUUAAGGUUCCCCCAUUGAUUACACAUACAGGAGCCUCCUCAUGAAGUGUUUGUCAUUUAAGUGGAACAAAUGUUGCAGUUCAAGAAGGUUCAUGUGGCUCUUUUACCUGCAAGUGUAAUGACUAGAAUAUUCGUAGUCUUCAUCUGUAUGAAGUGGUUAUGGUCUGAGCCCUGUUAAGACUGUAGCUAGUUUGUGAAAGGUUGUUGGUUCUACUUACUGUUUGAUCCACUAUUUCCAUAUCAAGGGUUUCCUUGAUUUCAGAUAAGAUCUAUGAUUUAAGACAAUAUCAAUAAAAUUAUGCAUCAUUCAUUUAUAUAAGUCUGAGGGAGGUAAAAUGAACUUUUUAAAAUUUCAAAAUUUUAUUGUCAACCCCACCCACCCCCGACUUCUAUUGGGGUUUUGUAAAUUUCUGCUGCAAUUCUGAAAAUUAAAAAAAGAAAGAUUUUUGACAUAUUUGUGAAUGGAUUGUUAUAAAACUUUUAGGAUGUCUUAGUUAGCAUAAAAGCAACAUUUCCAUGGAAAUAUUUUGUAAGAAAAAUUCCAGAUAUGUGAGUUUGCCUGAGUUUUACAAUAGGAAAAAUACAUUUUAGGCUGUAAAAUAAACAUCACUAAAGAUAUUUUAAAAACUUGAAAAGAUCCUAAUGCCUUUCGCAGAGACCUUUGUAAUGAGUUAUGGUUUAUAUCUAGAUCUUACAUAGUAAAGUUGAUAUUCAUGACUAAACCCUGUUACAGAUUAGGGGGAUCAUACAGUAGAUGUCCAUCUGGUGCCUGAAAUAAUGCCUGGAGUGGCACCUUGGGUCUUCCUCCACCUUAAUGCCUGGAGUGGCACCAUGGGUCUUCCUCCGCCUUAAUGCCUGGAGUGGCACCAUGGGUCUUCCUCCACCUUAAUGGCUGGAGUGGCACCUUCGGUCUUCCUCCACCUCAAUGCCUGGAGUGGCACCUUGGAUCUUCAUCCACCUUAAUGCCUGGAGUGGCACCAUGGGUCUUCCUCCACCUUAAUGCCUGGAGUGGCACCUUGGGUCUUCCUCCACCUUAAUGGCUGGAGUGGCACCUUCAGUCUUCCUCCACCUUAAUGCCUGGAGUGGCACCUUGGAUCUUCAUCCACCUUAUAAGUUGAAAAGGAUCUAUAUGACCUGAAUUGUGUAAGAGUGACUCACCACACACAACAAACAGUAAUAUGGUAAAGUUACAACAACAGCGAAGACAUCUGAAAAGCCAAUUCUUAGUCAUGUGUGGUUCAUAUGCCAUUAUUAUUAGGGACAUCAUUUUCGUAUUCAUUUAAGAAUUGUUAAUUUUGCAACCUAAUUAUUUUGACAUUUUAUCAAACAUUAUGAGAAACAGCGAUUUUUUUAGUACUACAUGAACACAUAUUACUGUUACGUGUUUGAAAUAUUGUGUUGAUUGAAAAUGUGUAACUGUGAGAAGGUGCAUAACAUUACAUUAUUUUAAUCACCUUGUUCAUCUGCAUGUAAAAGAUGGAUAAUUAGGUGCUUAGUUUACAGACUACAAGUUUUUGUCUUUCUUUCUUUUCCCGUGCCUUCGUGAUAAAUGCUUUUUUUCAAUUGGUGGAAAAGUAAUCUAUUGGUUAUUAAUAAGUAACUUACAUCUUUUAGUCAUUUGGAGAUGAAAUUAUGAUGAAAAAUAUUAAUUGAAGUAGUAAACAUUUAUGGGGAUACAAGCAACAAGACUAACUAACUAUAGUACCUUCAGUAUUUAAAAAAAAAAAAAAAUACUGAUUUAAUAUGGAGAAAAAUGAGAAAAUUUUGUUACUGUUUGAAGUCCAUUGAUAAAUCUUUACAGUUUCUGAAGAAUGAAGGUAAACAUUAUUUGUUAGAUGUUUGUGUCAUUAUCAUAAUUAAUUUUUAUUCUUCAGACAUUUUACUUUCAUUUAAGUGAUUGUCAGGAACAAUAAAAUAGGGCUGAAAAUAGUUUAAAUAUUGGACCACCAUUUAACAGUACUUUGAUGCUGAAGUCACUGCUUGAUUGACUUAAUUCUGUGAGAAACGUGUUUGUAGGAUCAGGGGUAUCAGUUUAGAAAAUAAUCCAGGGGUAUUGUUGUCAUUUGAUUGCCAGGGCCAACUAUUUUCCAAAAGACUACAAGAGUUAAAGCUUUGAACUUUGUGACACUGUUAAUCGUCAUUAAGUGAGUAAGUAGGCAAAAAAUAUAACUGUCACUUGUAUUUUGUCACAAUUAUGGCCCUGCAUCAUACUUGGAAAAUUGGAAUUUCUUGGUUUAAAAUAUUUGUUUAGAAUUUUCUUGAAUAUUAUAGAGGUAUGGCUUUGAAACUGUACACAUAUACAUAAUCAUUACCUGUAGUAGGUAAAAAAACAAGAUUUCUGUAGCAUUUUUCGGAGUUAUGGCUUCAUAUAAGUAGUAGAGCUUUUGAAGUCAGCCGUUUGUCGGCGUGGGUGUCCGUGUCACAGACGUUCAAAGUUUUGCAUGUAAGCAGGUUUCUCAGAAACUACUUGGUCAAAUGCUCUACUUCACACCCGUCUUCAGCAUGAUGAGAUGACCUCCCAGGACAAGUUACAUUACUCAAGCUUUCAUUUUUUCAAAAUUACUGACUGGGAACAAGUAGCUGGACAAAUUUUCAUAUUUCAACUUCAUUAUUUUCUAAAAAAAAUAUUUGAUAUAAAUGAAACUCACACUGUAUAAACUUCAAUUCCAUUUACUGUACUGAAUCCAGGAACACUUGUUAGGUUAACUGCCAGCCUUACAUGACUGAAAUGCUGUUGAAAAAUGGCAUUAAACCCAGAACAAACACAGAAUAAAAAAUUAUUCCCCUUUUUUUAACUUAGAUAUUUUGUUGAAAGUUUUUCAUGUAAGCCUUUUCUCAGGAACUACUGAACCAAAUGCUUUCAUAUUCUCCAAACAUUUUUAGCAUCAUAAAAUGACAUCACCUGGCAAGUUUCAAAACUCAAGCUCACGUGGAAGGACUUCAAAUAAUUGAACGCGCUUUCAUUUCACAGCUCAAAUGUUUUGUAAAGGUCUGCGUUUUUCUUUAAGAACUAUAGCUUUUAAAUUAUACAUUUCUGUAUCAUCAGAAGAUGAAUAAGAAGGCAAAGAAUCAUAACUAUUUUUCUUGCAUAUUGUCUAAUAUCAAGCACUUAAAGACAAGAAAUGGCAUCUGUAGACAGUGCUCAUGUUAAAACAUUUAACUGUUCUGUAAAUUUUGAUUUGUCAAAAAUUAUUAUUUUUUUGCAAGUUUCUGAUAAAUUCAGAAAGAUACCUCUACAGAAUUUUAGUUGGCAAGGAUUUCAGUAGUUAUUUCUAAAUGCUACUUUCAAUAAGCGUGUUCAAAUAAUUUUUAUUGUUAUAUAUUUUGUUUUUACAAUCAAAAAGUUGUUGCUCCUAAUAAGAAUGUGUAAAUAUUGUAAAUCUCCUAUCCCAUGUAAUAUAUAUAUAUAUAUAUAUAUAUAUAUAUAAAUAUAUGUACUGUAUGUUUUUAAAAAAUCUCUGUAAGUCAUAACUGCAGAGUUUUAUUGAUCAGUAUUUGUUUAACGUCAAGCCCAUUUGCGGAAGCGAAGACAUAGUUGUCCAAAUGGUGUUUGGUGUAUGUGCGUGCAUCCGUCCGGAUUUGUUUUGUCCGGACCAUAACUUUGACAUGCAUGGAGCAAUCUUGUUUAUAUUUGGCUUGAAUGUUAACCUCAGUGAGAUAGAGUGUCAUGUGCAAACCACAGGUUCCUAUCUCAAAGGUCAAGAUCACAGUUGGAGAGUAUAAACUGUUCAACCAUCAUCAUGUCAAAAACGAAAAGCUGUUAUGGGUUGCAAAUUAUUCAAAGUGCCGAUGAUAUAAGUGCAAAAUAAAAUUGACAUGAAUAGCACCCAGUCUUAAAAAAGAAAAAUAUAUGUCCAGUAUUUCAGAUUUUUUGCAUGCAUGCUUUGUUCAUUACUUGUCAUAGUGGAGUUAGUACCAUAAUAUAAGAUUUUUUUCUUGCUCUGUGGUAAAUAAUUUAGAGUAAUAUAUCGUAAAAAAUUAAAUUGUUUUAUCUUAAAGUGUUUAGUUUGCUUGUUAGAUCAUGAUCAUGGUUUGUCUUUCAAUAAGAAAAGUGAUAUAAAAGUUGCAAAAUGAUGUAUUGUUUAUUGAACAAAAGAUGAAAACUUUAAGGCAAGUCCAUUCAUGUGACUGCAAGAUUUUUGUCUGAAAUCAUUAGUCCUCCACCUCUGAUUCAUGUGGGGAAGUUGGCAGUUACUUGCGGAGAACAGGUUUGUACUGGUACAGAAUCCAGGAACACUGGUUAGGUUAACUGCCCGCCGUUACAUGACUGAAAUGGCGUUAAACCCAAAAACAAACAAACAAAGCAACAUUUGAUUGUUUAUAUUAACUAAUUCCGUUGCAGGUAUUGCUAUUGGUAUUUCGUUUUUGGCAGUAUACAAUAGUCAACAAUAUUCUUUAAUUGCGUCUGAAACUUUUGGUAUUAUUGAUAUUGAUAAGAUGUCACAGGCUUACAUUUCAGCUUGGGCACAGUUUUUAAUUUUAUUUACUUACUAGUAUUUUUGUUUGUACGAGAGAUUAGAGAUUUAAUUUUGCUCAAAGUGCUUUUUGUGACUAAUUAUUUGCAGUUUUGUGUCCUGCUAGAAUAGAGAUGUAUAUUACAUACAGAUGUGUAAAGUAAACAUUUUAAUUUGUUGACAGAUAUUCUUGGCCUGAGUACAGAACAUUCUACAUGUAUUCACUAAAUAAGUUAGGCUAGUAACUUUUUUAUUAUUAUUAUAUACUACAUUUACAAAAUGUAUAUGGCACUCUUUUCAUAUAAAGAUACGUUCAAAAGUGUUUACAUAAAAGCAUCUAUAUUAUGUUCAGUAAAAGAAAAGGUAAUUGAACUAUUACAGAAUGAAUUUAAAAUUACAUUAUGGUAAUAAGAUAUGUAGCGUUUUAAAUUCAAGGUUAGCAGAUCAAAACAUGAAAAGAAAUACAAUAUGGUAAAAAAUUAACUGAUCUAUCAAAGUUACUGGUUAGAACAGAAUAGAACAGUAACAUUGCAGACAGAAAUCUGGCUAGAAAAUCCAUUUCUGUGGAGAUUGGUAGCUGGAAGUCAAGAAAGCUCUUUGAGUGUAAUUACUCCAGAGUCUGUGUAAAAUGAAAAUGUUUAAACUAAUUUUCUCCAUAUAACAGGAAAUAGGUAGGUGCUAGACUGUUAGUACUCUUUUCUAUUAUCGACAUUCAGUUACUGUGUGCAAACUAUUGUGAAGUUCAGUUACAUAUACACAUGCUUCUGAAACUUUUAUACAUCACAUAGAGAUAUCCUAGAAAGUUUGUAGUUUUGAAAUUUGACUAUAUGACCUAAAAGUUCCAAUAAUACUAAAUUAUACUGCAUCGUUUUAAAGCAAACAUAAGCAACUCGCCAAGAGAACUGUCAUAUGAAUGUGAUACAGAGGAAAGAAAAUAAUUCUAUAGUUUUGUUAACAUAAAGUACUAGUAUGCUGUAUUUUGAAUGCUUAUGUCAUCGUGUAGACGGUCUAUGUUUUAUUGAUAUUGCUGCCAGCUUUCAACAUAGGGCUUCCAUGUGCGUGCUGUAUUCAGUUUUAACUGUUGCUGUAUAUUUCUGAUCCUAUAGUUUUGUAAAAAAAGUGUCUCCUAUAUACACUCUAAUAUUAGUUUUUGUAACAUAGUUAAGAUUUUGUUGUUUCUGGUUUUGUUGUAAUUCAAUGGAAUUAAUUGUAAGGUGCAUGAUUGACUCUGUAUCUGAGAUAAGGUGUCUUCUAAAUACAUGUCCUGUAGGUAGCUGUGCAAUACGUGCUGUCUAUUCAUAUUUCAUUUUUUAUUGUAAGGACAUACCUGCUUGAAAUAUUUGGAGAAUUCAGCUUUUUGUUUCAACUUGUUUAUGCCCCUUUCAAAGAAGCGGGGUAUAUUGUUUUGCUCAUUGUCAGACUGUCGGUUGAUAGGUCGGUAGACCAUUUGGUUUCUGAUUAAUAACUGAAUAAUGCUUGGUCCCACAAUGGUCAAACUUCAAAGGAUGAUUAACUGUGGUCUGUAGAUGAACCCUACUGUUUUGGGGUCAGUAUAUAAAAGGCCAAGGUCACAGUUAUCAUGGGACUGAAAACAGUUUCCACUCAAUAAGUAAGGUGCUGAUUUAACCUACCUUUAUCAUGAUCCAACAUCAUAAGAUUGCCUAUGGUCAGUAAAUGAAUUAUAUUAUUUUAGGAAUGUGUAGGACAAAAGGUCAGGGGGCCUCCACGGCCGAGUGGUUAAGGUCACUGACUUAAAGUCACUUGCCCCUCACCGAUGUGGGUUUGAGCCUCACUCAGGGCAUUGAAUUUUUCAUGUGAGGAAGCCAUCCAGCUGGCUUACUGAAGGUUUGUGGUUCUACAAAGUGCCCUCUUGUGAUGAAAUAAUGCUCCCGAGGGGCACCUGGGGUCUUCCUCCACCAUCAAAGCAGGAAAGUUGCCAUAUUAUGACCUUAAUUGUGUCUGUGCGAUGUUAAACCCAACAAAAAAAGGACAAAGAGACUAAAAAUUGAAAAUGGUUUCUACUCAGUAAGUAAAGAACACUUUUGCGCAAAGUUAUGGGAUGAUUGUUUGUGGUCAUUAGAUAAUCCUUAUUGUUUUUGGUGGUCGGUAUGUCAAUAAUGAAGGUCACAGUGACCUCAGGAGUAAAAAUGGAAGUCAAUUAUAGGGGGCAUUAUGUUUUAUACAUAGAGUUUUUGUUUUUAUUGUGAGUUUUCAAGAAAUUGAACUUCAUGAAAUUACACAUUGAAGAUUACUGUCACAAUUACUAUUUAGGUUGCAAUGUCAUACAUGUAUGUAUACUAGUAAUUCCCUCUAUAUAACAAAAAAUGCACACAGAAAUUGUCCAGUAACUUCAUUCAAACUUAAUUUAAUCUAAAUCUAUGUUUUAAAUUACAUGAUUAAAACAUUUAACUUUGCUUUUACAGAUACAGUUGAGCAUAUGAGCCGCGCCAUGGGAAAACCAACAUAGUGGCUUUGCGACCAGCAUGGAUCCAGACCAGCCUGCGCAUUCGCACAGUCUGGUCAGGAUCCAUGCUGGUCGCAAAGCCACUAUGUUGAUUUUCUCAUGGCACGGCGCAUAUAUGUAUAUAAUUUGCAAAUUUGCCAUUUUUCUAAAAAUUGUGGAAAGUUUUUCUUUCUAGCUUUGAAGAAAAAUGAUGUUAUGAUACCUUUUUAAAAAAAAGCAGCCCUUUAAUGAUAUUUUUUUUUGUUGCAGUUAAAUUUACUUGUUAAAAACAUUUGCUAUGUAUACGGGUUUUGUGACUUUAAAAAUGGGAUGAGGCUGUACCAUGAGAACAAUUAUAAGGUGGUUAAAAUUCAUUUAUUCAAAUUCCUUGAAAACAUUCGCAAUAUAAUUGCCUAUUAUUUAAAAUUGUACUUUAGAAAAUAUUUAAGAUAAUGACAAAAAAAGUGUUUCCUUAGAAGAUUGUUAUAUUAAUAGAUAGUGAUUUAUUAACUGGUGGAUAUGGUCCAGACUUUCUCAUAUCAGAAAAUAUAUAUGUGUAUAUAUACAAAAGGAUAUUCUUAGGUAUUGCAGUUUGUCAUUUAAGAAUAGGAUUUAUGGAUAGACUGUCUAUGACUGUUUAUGAGACUGGUUGGCACUUUGCUAGUUUGAAUGGAAUUCUUCGCAUAUUUCAUAUUAAUGUGAUGAAUAUAAAAGAAUAAUUGAUUAUGUCUUGUAAAAUAUAUUACAUUUAUACUAAUAGUGAAUCAGCUAUUAUGGUAAAGCCAUUUUGUUAUUUUUAUUUUGUUACGUAAGUUUUUUGUUUGUAAUUUGUUGAAAAUUCUUACAUGCUAAUUAGAUGCUUUAGUAAAAAAGGUUAAGGAGAUCAGGGUUCAAGAGUAAAAAAGGAUAAAGAGAUCAGGGUUCAAGAGUAAAAAAGAGUAUGGAAAUCAGUCACAAAACUCAAGCAUCAGAUUGGUUGCUUUUAAGCUUAGAUUUGAAACUGGCCAAUAGAAAUGCUGCAUUGUGAGACUGGUCUCCAAACUUAGUUUUAUAACCUUGACCCAGAUCAGUGCCAUCAUUUAAAGCAGUAAUACCUCACAAAGUACUGUACACAUUUCUACACAUAGUACUUAAAAUGCUGCUAAAACUCACUGAAUCAGACUGUUUUCAGUUUUGUUUUACAAUAACUUGUAUAUGGAAGUGCUUUUUCAAUUAAAAUUCCCAGGGGUUGCUUGUUAUCACAAUACUCAACUAAUGGAACUAUAUUUGAUAAAAACAGACUUAACACUCAGAAUGCAGUUGUUUAAUCACAAGAGUAAAAUGUUGACCCUACCAUAAAAAAAUUCAGAUACGUUUGCCUCAGUAAGGGCUGCUAAAAUUAUUCCAAUAGAAAAAUGGUUAUUGUUUUUGUGAAGGUUUGGCAUGCUUGAAUACAUCAGAUAGCGGAAAAGAAAAAUAUUUAGAAAAUGGUAAUUAGAAAUUUAGACUACCUUUUGAAGCCAUUGUUAUUAAGAAAGUAUUGUCAUUAACAAUUUCUUUAGCUAUUUAUAUAUUCAUGUUUAAUCAUUGUUUCUAUAUCAAUGUAAGGUAAUUUCACAUCUUGAUAAAUGGAUCAUGUACAUACGAUUUUAUUUUCAUAUCAGUGUUGCUCCAUAAACAUAUUGUUCAUUGUAGUAAAUUAUUGUUAUUUAACAUGUUCUUUGAAUUUGUAAUAAAUGAAAACUGAAUGAUGUAA